Molecule: messenger RNA, 1975 nt
Organism: Esox lucius (northern pike)
Lineage: Eukaryota; Metazoa; Chordata; Actinopteri; Esociformes; Esocidae
Product: NLR family CARD domain-containing protein 3-like
Exons: 2
Coding region: 11-1975 (654 amino acids)
Source: RefSeq, a predicted model, not a curated record
GUUUAAGACAAUGCUGAGUUCAGAUCUCACAGAAGGAUUUGAGAGUCAGAGGGAGGAUGAGGAAGGUGUGGACCCUGAAGAUGAGAAGCAGGAGAGCAGUGCCAAAGAGGGGGCUCUGAAGAUCACACUGCAUGUCCUGAGGAACAUGAACCAGAAGGAUCUUGCUGACACACUGGAGAAAAAUGAGCUUGCUGUGAUUUGCCAACAUGAUCUCAAAUCUAACCUGAAGAAGAAGUGUCAGUGCUUAUUUGAGGGUAUCGCUAAACAAGGGAACCCAACACUUCUCACUAAGAUCUACACAGAGCUCUACAUCACAGAGGGUGGAAGUGGAGGAGUCAAUAAUGAACAUGAGGUGAGACAGAUUGAGACAACAACCAGGAAACAAGCAAGACCAGAGACAGCAAUCAAAUGUAAUGACAUCUUCAAACCCAUACCUGGACAAGACAAACCUAUCAGAACUGUGCUGACAAAGGGUGUUGCUGGAAUUGGAAAAACUGUCUCUGUGCAGAAGUUCAUUCUGGACUGGGCUGAAGGAAAAGCCAAUCAGGAUGUCCAAUUUGUAUUUCCCCUCCCUUUUAGGGAGUUGAAUUUAAUGAAAGGGGAUAAACUCAGUUUGAUUCAACUCAUCAAUCAUUUUUCAGUUGAAACCAAUAAGACAAGAAUCUCUAACUACAACAAAUACAAAGUUGUGUUCAUCUUUGAUGGUCUGGAUGAGUGCCGACUGCCCCUUGACUUCCAGAACAACAAGAGCUGUUGUGAUGUCACAGAGUCAACCUCAGUGGAUGUGCUGCUGACAAACCUCAUCAAGGGAAAUCUGCUUCCCUCUGCUCUCCUCUGGAUAACUACCAGACCUGCAGCAGCCAAUCAGAUCCCUUCAUGGUAUGUUGACCUGGUGACAGAGGUGAGAGGGUUCAAUGACCCACAGAAAGAGGAGUACUUCAGGAAGAGAUUCAGUGAUGAGGACCUGGCCAGCAGAAUCAUCUCACACAUAAAGACAUUAAGGAGCCUCCACAUCAUGUGUCACAUACCAGUCUUCUGUUGGAUCGUUGCUACAAUCCUUGAGUACAUGUUGACUACAGAUGAUAAAGGAGAGCUGCCCAAGACCCUAACAGACAUGUACUCACACUUCCUUGUGUUUCAGUCCAAACACAGGAAUGUAAAGUAUGAUGGGAAAAAAGAGACGGAUCCACACUGGAAUAAAGAGAGCAUUCUGACACUGGGAAAACUGGCUUUUCAACAGCUACAGAAAGGCAAUCUGAUUUUCUAUGAAGAUGACCUGAAAGAGUGUGGCAUUGAUAUCCAUGAAGCAUCAGUGUACUCAGGAGUCUGUACGCAGAUCUUUAAAGAGGAAUGUGGGCUGAACCAGGACAAGGUGUUCUGCUUUGUCCAUCUGAGUAUUCAGGAGUUUCUAGCUGCUGUCUAUGUGUUUCUCUCAUUCAAAAACAACAAUAAAAUCAGAUUAGGUCAAAAACUAUCAAACUCCUUAACAAGUAAGUUCAGGAAAAUACCUGAAAUAGAUUUUCACAAGACUGCUGUGGAUGAAGCCUUACAGAGUAAGACUGGACACCUGGACCUUUUCCUCCGCUUCCUUCUGGGUCUCUCACUGGAGUCAAAUCAGAAGCAUUUACGAGGUCUACUGACAAAGACCAGAAGCAGCUCACAGAGCCAUGAAGAAACCAUCAAGUACAUCAAGGAGAAGAUCAGGGAGAAUCCCUCUUCAGAGAGGUGCAUCAAUCUGUUCCACUGUCUGAAUGAACUGAAUGACCAUUCUCUAGUGGAGGAGAUCCAAAGAUACCUGAGUUCAGGACGUCUCUCCAGAGAAGAACUGUCACCUGCACAGUGGUCAGCUCUGGUCUUUGUGUUACUGACUUCAGAAGAGGAGAUUGAUGUGUUUGACCUGAAGAAAUACUCCACAUCUGAGAAAGGUCUUCUGGGGUUGUUGCCAGUGAUCAAAACCUGCAGAACUGCUCUGUAA